Molecule: messenger RNA, 2812 nt
Organism: Carassius carassius (crucian carp)
Lineage: Eukaryota; Metazoa; Chordata; Actinopteri; Cypriniformes; Cyprinidae
Gene: pparaa
Product: peroxisome proliferator-activated receptor alpha a
Exons: 7
Coding region: 1079-2521 (480 amino acids)
Biological process (GO): hormone-mediated signaling pathway; cell differentiation; regulation of lipid metabolic process
Cellular component (GO): nucleus
Molecular function (GO): zinc ion binding; RNA polymerase II cis-regulatory region sequence-specific DNA binding; nuclear receptor activity
Source: RefSeq, a predicted model, not a curated record
CUGUAAUAAACCUGCUUUUUAAACAUCUUUUACAUAAAUUAGUCCCACUUGCUCACUGUCCCUCAUCUUGAAGAAUUCAUUAAUGAAUAAUUCUGUACGGUCCUUAAUGUAAUAAUUUCAGUUCCUGUACACUGACAUUCUCUGCAACUAAAUGAGAUCCCAGUGACAUCCAGUGCAGCUUUUGUAGCCCACAUAUCAGUGACCACAGGGCCUCAUGAGCUCGUCCAUUCUGUCCUGUUACGUAACAUGCUUAAAGGGUCACACAUAUCUUAACGCCCCAUGACAUCUUCCCAGUGUCUGACAUCACUGUGUGGGCUCUGAGAGUUUGAGAUUUCUCAAAAUCAGAUCACAAACAGUUAUUUUUCUAUGUGAUGUUAUAUUCACAUUAUUCACACUUUGUGUGUUUCAUUAUAUAGUGUGUAUACAGAAGCAUUAACCCCCCAUUUAGCUGACUUUCAAAUUAGUUCCCUUCAAAAUGAAGUGAUUUUAUAGCCUUGUCCAUACUCUUAUCUCCAUGGCCAAGUUUCUUUCUCUUUCACCCUCUUGGCUUUGUGAAACACUCAUUAUCAUACAUCAUCUAUAAGAUUAGAUUAAUGCAGAUUUGUGGAGAAAUUAUCAUAUUUAAUUUGUCGUAACACAGACACAGACUUUUGGCCAUGACUGUAUCAGCAGGUUAGAGAAACAUUCGGCCUACAUGGAUGCACCUGCUUCAAUUGCCCCAUGUUUGCAUUUCAGAAUCCAUAUGAAGCCGUCUGCCUUGACGUAAUGUCUCUCUGUAGGUUGAAUGUACUAAAGAGACAGGAUGUUUCCCGGUGUGUGGAAUGAAGACAUUCCUGCCCUGUCGUUGAAAUCCUAGCUGUCUUGAUUCUAAGCGCAUUCAUCCAGACAUUAAUGUUCUCUUAUCUGCGGCGUCCAUUUGUUGGUGUGACGCCAGCCAAACUCCUGAACGGAGAGAAGCAGGCAUGCAGGGUGUGUGUGUGUGUGUGUGAGUAUGGAUUCGGACUUUGGCCCUGGAAGGGGUGAGUGUAUUUAUUGGCAGUUGGUAGAGCAGAAUCAUGAAUCGUGAUCUGACUGAUGAAUGAUUCAAAGCUUGCCGUGGUCCAGCGCCAUGGUAGACAUGCCGAGCCUGUACAGUCCCUCGUCCCCGCAGGGCGACCCUAUUCUGGACAGCCCUCUGUGUGGAGAGCUCAUUGGUGACAUGGAGGUGCUGGAAGACAUAUCUCAGUCUCUCAGCGAUGAUACCUUCAACUCCUUUCACGUACUGGACUACCAGAGCAGCAACACUGCAGCAGACAGCUCAGCUGUCUUAGAUGUCUUAACACUGGCAUCGAGUCCGUUCUCAGAAGUGUUUGCAUCCAGCACGGUUCAGGACGAGAACUCCUCUGGUUCUCUGGCCCUCGAGUGCCGUGUCUGCGCAGACCGGGCCUCAGGUUUCCACUAUGGAGUGCACGCCUGCGAAGGGUGCAAGGGGUUCUUCAGGAGAACCAUUCGACUCAAACUGGAGUACGACAAGUGCGAACGCAACUGCAAGAUCCAGAAAAAGAACCGAAAUAAAUGCCAAUACUGCCGUUUCCACAAGUGUCUUGCAGUGGGUAUGUCCCACAACGCUAUCCGUUUUGGGCGGAUACCCCAAUCUGAAAAGCAGAGGCUGAAAGCAGAACAGGACGUCAGUGUAAAAGAUGAGCAGGAGUCCCAGCAGCCGGACACAAAGAGUCUGGCCAAGCAGAUGCAUGAAGCCUACCUCAAACACUUCCACAUGAACAAAGCCAAAGCACGUGUGUUUCUCACGGGCAAGACCAGCACUCCGCCCUUCGUCAUCCACGACAUGGACACUCUCCAGCACGCCGAGCAGAAACUUCUCACCCAGCUGCUGGGCAACGUGGCAUCCGGAGACGUCUCUACUCUGCGGGAGAGGGAAGUGGAGGCCCGGCUCUUCCUGUUCUGUCAGUACGCCUCAGUGGCGACGGUCACAGAGCUGACGGAGUUCGCCAAGGCCGUGCCUGGCUUCGCCGCCCUUGACCUCAACGACCAGGUGACUCUGCUGAAGUACGGCGUGUACGAGGCGCUCUUCGCGCUGCUGGCCUCCUGCAUGAACAAAGACGGGCUGCUGGUGGCUCGCGGCGGAGGCUUCAUCACUCGAGAAUUUCUAAAGAGCCUGCGUAAGCCCUUCAGCGACAUGAUGGAGCCGAAAUUUCAGUUCGCCAUGAGGUUCAACGCCCUAGAGCUGGACGACAGCGACCUGGCACUGUUCGUGGCUGCCAUCAUCUGCUGCGGAGAUCGUCCGGGGCUGAGCGACGUGUCGCAGAUCGAGCGCAUCCAGGAGAGCAUCAUCCAUGCCCUAAGGCUCCACCUGUUGUCCAACCACCCCGACAACACCUUAGUCUUUCCCAAGCUGCUGCAGAAACUGGCCGACCUGCGGCAGCUGGUGACGGAGCACGCGGAGCUGGUCCAGGACAUCAACAAGACAGAAGAUGCUUCACUCCACCCACUUCUGCAGGAGAUCUACAGAGACAUGUACUGAGCUCAGAGCCAUCGUCCUUCUCGGGGAGCACCGAAACAUGACAGAUCACCCUGCACUGGGGGUGGGAGAUAAGGGGAUGCUCAGCGCAGAAACAUCUUUGGGUUGUGCGCUUACUAUUGGAUAAAGCACUGCCAGGACAUUACAGGGAAAAUCUAGCGUAAUUCUAGGCUGAAAAUAUAACACUAACCUUUAUGAGGUCAAUGCCUAUAGUCCCAUAGAAAAGUGGAAUAGAUGCUUUUGUAAAUUUGCCAAAAAGUGGAUUUCAACUAUAAGUGCAGUGAGCGAAAAACA